Molecule: messenger RNA, 946 nt
Organism: Malus domestica (apple)
Lineage: Eukaryota; Viridiplantae; Streptophyta; Magnoliopsida; Rosales; Rosaceae
Product: aquaporin PIP1-3
Biological process (GO): response to water deprivation; transmembrane transport
Cellular component (GO): plasmodesma; plasma membrane; vacuole
Molecular function (GO): water channel activity
Source: RefSeq, marked provisional
GAGAGAAAGCUCAGCCAUGGAGGGCAAGGAAGAAGAUGUGAAGCUUGGAGCAAACAAGUUCCCAGAGAGGCAACCCAUUGGGACCUCUGCACAGACACACAAGGACUACAAGGAGCCACCACCAGCUCCAUUGUUUGAGCCAGGUGAGCUCACCUCCUGGUCCUUCUACAGAGCUGGAAUUGCUGAGUUCAUUGCCACCUUCCUGUUCCUCUACAUCACCAUCCUUACUGUCAUGGGUGUCAAUAGAACUACUAGCAAGUGUGACUCUGUGGGCAUCCAAGGAAUUGCUUGGGCCUUUGGUGGGACCAUCUUUGCCCUUGUUUACUCCACUGCUGGUAUCUCAGGAGGGCACAUCAACCCAGCAGUGACCUUUGGGCUCUUUCUGGCAAGGAAACUCUCCCUUACCAGAGCCGUUUUCUACAUAGUGAUGCAGACCCUUGGUGCAAUUGCUGGUGCUGGUGUUGUGAAGGGCUUCCAGAAGAACCAGUAUGAGCUUUUGGGUGGUGGGGCCAACCUUGUUAACCAUGGCUACACCAAGGGUGAUGGCCUUGGAGCUGAGAUUGUCGGUACUUUUGUCCUUGUUUACACUGUCUUCUCCGCUACUGAUGCCAAGAGGAAUGCCAGAGACUCUCAUGUCCCUAUUUUGGCCCCUCUUCCCAUUGGUUUUGCAGUGUUCUUGGUUCACUUGGCCACCAUCCCCAUCACCGGAACCGGCAUCAACCCUGCCAGGAGUCUUGGAGCCGCCAUUGUCUACAACAAGGAGCACGCUUGGGAUGACCACUGGAUCUUCUGGGUUGGACCAUUCAUUGGUGCUGCUCUUGCUGCUAUCUACCACCAGAUAGUCAUCAGGGCCAUUCCUUUCAAGUCCAGGAGCUAAUUUUCUUUAACCUCUCCACUUUUAAAUUAGUGUCCCAUUCUCCCUUUUUGGUGUCUUCUUCGCCUCCUU